AUGAGCUUUGAGGAUGUUGAGGAGCGCGAUGGCGUUCGAUUGUCUUGGAAUGUAUGGCCUUCGUCGCGCAUAGAAGCAACUCGGACUGUGGUUCCCAUCUCCGCACUGUACACUCCACUGAAAGUCAGAGAGGAUCUUCCGCCUGUCCUUUACGAGCCUGUUUCAUGCAAAAGCUCGUGCAGAGCAAUUCUUAACCCUUAUUGUCAAAUUGAUGUCCGCGGGAAAUUAUGGAUAUGUCCGUUCUGCUUGCAACGAAAUGCUUUCCCAGCGCACUACAAAGACAUUUCCAAUACCAACCUGCCAGCGGAGCUCCUCCCCAAGUACACCACUAUAGAAUACACUCUAUCCAGACCCGCACCCGCACCCCCGAUCUUCCUCUUUGUUGUUGAUACUUGCCUUGAUGAAGCUGAUCUCAAAGCUCUUCGUGACACCAUUGUUGUUAGCCUGAGCUUACUUCCUCCACACGCAUUGGUCGGGCUGAUCACUUAUGGAACAAUGACUCAAGUGCAUGAGCUAGGUUACGCGGAAUGCUCCAAGUCAUACGUUUUCCGUGGAGGAAAAGACUACACGUCAAAACAAAUUCAGGAUAUGCUUAGCUUGGGUGCCCAGAACAGAGCAGCACCUCGAUCUGGGCAGCCCGUGCCUCCUCCGAGCUUUGGAGCCUCGCGCUUCUUGUUACCAGUUUCGCAAAUUGAGUUCCAAUUGACGGGACUUCUCGAGGCACUCCCUCGCGAUCCCUGGCCUGUUGCAAACGAUAAGCGUCCGCUGCGAUCCACAGGGAAUGCACUGAAUGUUGCUGUUAGCUUGUUAGAGGGGACUUUCGCGAAUUCUGGUGCCCGCAUACUACUGUUCACUGGAGGUGCAUGUACGGAGGGGCCUGGGAUGAUUGUUGGGCAGCAAUUGAAAGAAGCUAUCCGUUCGCAUCACGAUAUUGACCGCGAGACCGUCAAACACUUCAAGAGAGCAUCUAAGUUCUAUGAAGGUCUUGCAAAACGUGCUUCUGAUAAUGGCCAUGCAGUUGACCUCUUCGCUGGCUGCUUGGACCAAGUUGGUCUUCUGGAGAUGAAAUCACUUGCAAACUCGACGAACGGUGUUAUGGUCAUUUCUGACUCAUUUACUACUUCCAUCUUCAAGCAAAGCCUCCUCCGCAUGUUCUCAAAGGAUGCGGAGGGGCAUUUGCAAAUGGGCUUCAAUGCGACGUUUGACGUCCAGACAACGAAGGAACUAAAGGUUUCGGGCUUGAUUGGUCAUGCUGUCUCUGCGCAGAAAAAAUCUGCCUGUGUAGGCGAAACUGAAAUUGGCAUUGCUCAAACCUCUGCUUGGAAGAUUGCCACGCUCUCCCCGAAAACGUCUACUGCGGUAUACUUCGAAGUAGUGACUCCCGCUGGACAACCUCUUCAAACUGGCUCCCGGGGUUUGAUUCAGUUCGUGACUCAUUAUCAACACUCCAGCGGACAGAUGCGUUUGCGUGUUACAACCAUCGCUAGGAACUUUGCUGAGGCUGGCGCCCCGAGCAUACCUGCUGCAUUUGAUCAAGAAGCCGCCGCAGUUCUGAUGGCUCGAAUCUCCGUUUUCAAGGCGGAGAUUGAUGACUCGCCCGAUGUCCUUCGCUGGCUUGAUCGCAUGCUUAUCCGAUUAUGCCAGAAAUUCGCUGAUUAUAGGAAAGAGGAUCCAUCGAGCUUUAGACUCACAGAUAACUUUAGCAUAUAUCCGCAAUUCAUGUUCCACCUUCGACGGAGUCAGUUCUUACAAGUAUUCAACAACAGUCCCGAUGAGACAGCUUUCUAUCGACAUGUGCUCAAUGAAGAGGACGUCAAUGAUUCGCUAAUCAUGAUGCAACCCACCCUUAUGUCUUACGCAAUCGAUACCCCUCCGCAACCCGUGCUCCUAGACAGUGUGUCGAUCAAACCGGAUGUUAUCCUAUUAUUGGACACCUUCUUUCACAUCCUCAUCUUCCAUGGCGCAACAAUCGCCGAAUGGCGUAAAGCUGGAUACCAAGACCAGGAGGGGUACGAAAAUUUUAAUGAACUUCUGCAGGCGCCCGUAACGGAUGCUCAGGAACUUCUUGCCGACCGGGCCCCAAUUCCCCGCUAUAUCGUUUGUGACCAAGGAGGGAGUCAAGCACGGUUCCUGUUAUCGAAGCUGAAUCCAUCUACAACACACAUGUCAGGUGGAGUGUAUGGGUCGAAUGCUGGGUCAGGGCAGGCCAUCUUUACCGAUGAUGUCAGUCUGCAAGUGUUCAUGGAGCACCUGAAGAGACUGGCCGUUGGCGCAUCGACAACUUAA
Cantharellus anzutake is the source of this 2286-nucleotide messenger RNA. RefSeq lists its product as uncharacterized. The transcript is spliced from 10 exons. The record is from RefSeq and is a predicted model, not a curated record. Gene Ontology annotation, biological process: COPII-coated vesicle cargo loading; endoplasmic reticulum to Golgi vesicle-mediated transport; intracellular protein transport. Gene Ontology annotation, cellular component: endoplasmic reticulum exit site; COPII vesicle coat. Gene Ontology annotation, molecular function: GTPase activator activity; zinc ion binding. Lineage: Eukaryota; Fungi; Basidiomycota; Agaricomycetes; Cantharellales; Hydnaceae. Bases 1 to 2286 code for a protein of 761 amino acids.